GCGUCACCAUUCGCGCAUUGAAGGGCGACGCACCUCGAGCACCUCGCCCAAAUUUAACUUCCCCUCCCGGGAAGAAGAAAAGCGGAUACUAGUUCUUUUUAUAUUCCUCUCCCUUUCAUCGCAGAUGAACGUGUGUGUUGGUCACGUUGUGUUUCCGCGUGAAGUUGCACGUGGACGCAGUGCGGACUCGCAAGCAGAGACGACGCACGAACCGGACGCGAAGAGGGCCCGGUUGGACGCCGUCAACGCACAAAGCCGAGUCGCGGUUUACAGCGAUGAAAUCAGCAACGGCGGCAGCAACGCCAGCAUUGCGAUGCACGACGUCGUGACCGUGACGGGGCUGUCGGUGCAGAGUCUCCGUGAUGCGCUGCGCCGCUACGCGCUGGAUGCAGUGGCGCGUGUGUGUGUGUGCAACAGAAGCAGCGGCAGCAGCAGCAGUACCCAGACGAGUACGGUGGCUCUCGAUGCGCUUACAAGGUGGUCGAAAAAGGCGUCUUCGGAAUGGCCGGUCGUGGUGCCGCCAAAGUCCUCCACGUCAUUGUGGGCAACGUGGAGCUUCUGCUUUGUGCCGCAUGCGCUGGAUCGGCACGGUGGCGGCAAGGAAGAGGCGGGUGCUGCUGCGGCGUCUUGUCCUGCGCUGAAGGGACGCAACAACGGUGUGCAUGAAGCAAAGAGGCAACAAAAAGGUUUGAAGACGUCCACUUCGCCAGACAGGACAACGACUGCGUCGCACCGGGCCGUCGUCGAUGACGAGGCCACGCUUCAAGUCCUCGCGGCGAUACCGCUGCCUCGCAAAGUGCGGCUGUUGACCUCCACGGGGUCUGGUGCGUCUGGCUGCGUGACGGCGGUUCUGUCAGAGCGGGUGCCGGUGCAGUUUGAAUCCGGCACCAUCUCCUGCCCCUCUGUUAAUCAGAAACUGUUGUCUCCACCCUCGUCGCGUCCUUCGCAAGAGUUGACGGCGAAGCCGCUCCUCGUGGUCGGCGCCGGCGGCAUCGGCUGCGAGCUGCUGAAGGUGCUCGUGCUGAGCGGCUUCACACACCUCCACCUGAUCGACCUGGACACCAUCGACGCGACGAACUUGAAUCGCCAGUUUCUCUUCCAGCUGCCCGACGUCGGUCACUCGAAGGCGGAGACGGCGCGGCGUGUGGUACUGGAGUGGUUCUCCGCGGACGGCUCGGCGGUCGCCCGUUGCCAUCGGCGAGCAGCACCGCACAUCGUCGCCUACCACGACAACAUCAAAGCGGAGCGCUUCGACGAUGCCUUUUACGCCCAAUUUGCGGCCGUGCUGAACGCGCUGGACAACGUGGCGGCGCGGCAGCACGUGAACCGCCGCUGCAUGCGCAGCGGUGUGCCGCUCAUCGAGAGCGGCACGAUGGGCUACAACGGUCAGGUGCAGCCGAUUGUGAAGGGGGUUUACGAGUGCUACGACUGCCGCCCAAAGCCGCCCGACACGACCACGUUCGCCGUCUGCACGAUUCACGCGCGCCCCACAACGAUGGUGCACUGCGUGCACUACGCGAAGGAGCUGUACGAGGUGUUGUUUGGCAGCACGGCCGGCGACGCAGCGCCGGCAGACAACGGCGAGCUUCAUGGAGCUAUGGGAGCGGGAGCAGAGCAAGAUGGACACGCACGGGAACCCUCGCAGACGCCGGGCAGCGAGGGUGAACUCUCCUACCUUCGCACUCUUGUCUCGGCGUGGCGUGCGGAGCAGCAGGAGUCAGCGCACGGUGUAACGCCCAAGCCGUCCGCCGCACAGCUUGGCGCACAGCUGCUGCGCCAGCUCUUCGUGGACAAGAUCAACGAGCUUCUCUCCCUCAAGUCUGCGUGGUCGACGGAGCCGCCUGUGCCGUUGGACGCCGCAGCGGUGGAGAGCGCGGUCGCUGCGUCGUCUCCAGCUGUCGCGCUGCGGUCCACCUCCGCUGAUGAAAUUUUAUCGCUGCCCGACUGCACGGAGUUGUUUCUACGCGCCGUGCAGGCGUGUCUCGCUCGCCCGCCCGGCGUGGCCUUCAAGAAGGACGACGACGACGCCGUGCGCUUCGUCAGCGCGACGGCAAACCUGCGCGCACACGUCUUUCACAUUCCCGAGCAGCCGUUGGAGGCGGUGCGAAGCAUUGCGGGGUCGAUCGUGCCGGCCAUUGCGACAACGAACGCGAUUAUUGCCGCGGCCGUCGUACACGAGCUCAUUGCCCUGUUGCUGCAGCUGCAACGGUCGGCGACGCCCGCUGCGCCGUACGGAGAGAACACGAAAAAGCAUGGCGAGACACCUGCCGGCGGUGUCGUGGCAGCGCAGACAAACGGCGACGCUGCGGCCCCGCACGUGGUGUACGCGCGCAAGGCUCCGCAGACACGUCGCCGUCGCCUGCCGGUGAUCGGUGGUGGUCAUCACGUCUCCCCGUCCCUCUACACCACGCUCGCCGCACCGAACACCUGUCCGCCUCCGCGGGAGAAACCGCGCUCAGUGAUCGACGCGUAUGUCGUGCACAGCACCUGUCCGAACCCGCCCAACCUUCUCCACUGCCUCGUCUGUCAGGACGUCCACCCGGAGGUGGUCGUGCAGCUGAGCCUGGAGUCCGUCACGCUCGGGCAGCUCGUGCACUCCGUGUUGGAAGACGCGCUCCUUCUCGAGGGCCCGUCCGUGAGCCACGGUGUGACGAUGCUGUACGAGGACGAAGACUACGAAGCCCUGGCGGGCAGCACGCUGGCGGAGCUGCUGCGGCCUUCUGCUGCUGCUGCUGACAAUAUGGCCGCGGAAGAAAGCGGGCUCACCGCACACGCGCGAAGCUGGCCCGCACGUCGUUUCUUCCUCACUGCUGAUGCCUUAAACAAGGACGUUGCGUGGAGCGUGAUCCUCGUGGAUGCGCCGCCGCAGACAACCGGCAGCAGUGCGGCAGGCACGACGACGGCGGACAACAACGUGAAUGCCGCAGCAGAAGAAGAAAAUGGUAACACACGUGAUGACGUUCACUUCACGCUAUCCGGGCUGGAAGAGGCACGAGCCGCGGAACAACACGCGCUGGCCCGUCUUGGCGAGCUGCGUCGACGGCAGCAGGAUGAAGAAGCAGCCGCAAGACACGGAGAAGAAGGAGAAACGAAGCGCGCAGGCGAUCACCGCAGUGCAUCCGCGGUCAACAACUCGGUGCCGCCGGAUGCCUUCGAGGUGAUUGUAUCGGAUGGCGAUGACAGCGAUGUGGCGGAGGUGGUGGGCGGACACAGCGCUGACUCGAGGCCCGCUGCGGUGUUGGAUGUUGAAGACGGUGGGGCGGACGACGCUGUCGUGGUGCUGGACGAUUGA
This is a messenger RNA of Leptomonas pyrrhocoris, 3292 nucleotides long. Its product is annotated as ubiquitin-activating enzyme-like protein. Bases 125 to 3292 code for a protein of 1055 amino acids. Gene Ontology annotation, biological process: protein sumoylation. NCBI's taxonomy places the organism in Eukaryota, Euglenozoa, Kinetoplastea, Trypanosomatida, Trypanosomatidae. Gene Ontology annotation, molecular function: SUMO activating enzyme activity. The transcript has a single exon. The record is from RefSeq and is a predicted model, not a curated record. Gene Ontology annotation, cellular component: SUMO activating enzyme complex; cytoplasm.